Helobdella robusta is the source of this 366-nucleotide messenger RNA. RefSeq lists its product as hypothetical. The record is from RefSeq and is a predicted model, not a curated record. The transcript is spliced from 2 exons. NCBI's taxonomy places the organism in Eukaryota, Metazoa, Annelida, Clitellata, Rhynchobdellida, Glossiphoniidae. The coding region runs from base 1 to 366 and encodes 121 amino acids.
AUGUGUACGAGUCAGAAUCACCUGAAGAAGAAACACAACACAAAAAUCGAAACGUUGAAAAAACACAACGUAGAAAUAAUUCACUACAACAACAAUCCCCACAAUCUCAGGAUUGCAAAAUCUUUGCCCAUUGAACAAAGAAGUCCAGCGAUAAAUAAUCAACAAAAGGCUACUGCAGUCCUACCAACUAACAAAGUCAAAAUUCGAACAAAUUCACUCAGUGAAGACACAGUAACAAAGUCACUCAAGAUCUAUAUUAUAAACAGACAAAUAAAACAAAAUAAACAAAAUCCGUGUGGAACACUGACAAUAACAAAUGAUUGUCGUAAAAAAGCUUUUUAUGUUGGAAUGUACAUAAAUGUUUAA